CUCGGUCGAGGUGUCCCAAGGACGGACAUCAUGUUGGACGUACAUGCAAUCCUGCGAGAGGUGUCCGUGGUGGAUGCCCAGAAGCUUCUCGCGACAUCGAGAGCCGAAAAAGCGGCAAAGGAGAAAGAGAUGCAAGCCAUGGGAGGCUCCCGCUACCAGGACCUAAUUGACGCUGCCGAUCAAAUCGUGAGCAUGCACGAAGCGUCCCAGCGCCUCGAUGCGGCGUUGCGCGACAUGCCACAGCUGUGGGAUACGCUCGAGUCAAGUGUUGCGCGCACGAUGGCGACAACACUGUCAAGCGAGGUCUCCCCUGUGAUAUCAGUAGAUGCAGCGCAGUCACACAGUCAUAGCAAUGGAGACCUUGUCGACCUGGUCGUUGGAGCGUCCGAGCGCAUGUGGGUCGCCAUGGAGCAAGGAAACCCCCUGGAAGCGCUUUCCAUCUUCAAACUUGUCGACGGAGUGACCUUUUCGGACAUGGAAGGCGGCCCCAUGAUGGGCAUCGUCGCAUUCGAGUUGGACGCGAUGCCAUCGUUUCAACACCGAAUUCAGUCCUGCGCACAGCAAUGUCUGCGUGCUCCAACCAAACCGACGUCGUUCUACGAGCGAGCCCUCCUCGUCCUCUUGGAGCUGCAGCAUUCGUCCACCGCCCACGCGUUGCACUCUGCGUUCCUCCAAGGCCGUUCGGCGGCGGCGGCGGCAUUACGGCAAGCAGCUUCACCUUCCCACAAGCAGCACGCCGUACUGGCGUCGCUUGAGCUUGUGCUGUCGACGUUGAACGAUGCGCAUGCCAUGUUUGCCGUGCCGACGUCCGCCUUGUCGACUGCCUUGGCCGACAUCGACGUCCAUCCACUCGAGCUAGCCUGCACUGACUGGACCAUCGAUGCUAUUCGCACCUGGCGACAAGACCUCGUGGCCUUGUUGCAGUCGUUUCAUGACGUGGAAGCGGUGGCGAGUUUGCACCAAGUGGUGCAAUCUCAACUCGACCACCACCGCCAUUCGAAUGAAUCGAUGAUGGUGACGUGGCAGGCUGUGCGCCAAGCCUUGGAUUCCCGCAAAACCACCUCCCAUGACAACAACAAGGAUGCCGACGAUCUCUGGUCUAUUUUCGCAUCCGAUGUGUUUGCCACUUGUACCCAGCGGUUGUUUGCCCAAGCAUUUGACGCCGCCGCGACCGCCUUGGACGCGGCCUUGCUGCGCGACGACGACGACGACGACGAACGCGAUGACGACAUGACGGCCACGUUUGUCGGCCGAUUGGUCGACAUCCAACACACUGGCGAGUCGUCCGCUGCGACGCUGCAGCCGGUCGUCGCCUCCGAGUGCAUUCGUGUGCUGUUCGAUGUGAUCACGACCUUUGCCAGCCAUGCAUUUCCCACCAAAACGAGAUUGCUGCGGCUGGCCCAGCACUGUUUGAACUUGAACGCCGCGAUGCCAGGGCUGUUCCAAAUGUCCAAACCAGUGGUCGCAGCAGGACUCGGCGAUUCCUGGCCAUCCAUUGAAGACGCUUUCGCAACCAUCCAAACAGAAAAAGCCACUGACCACGGGACGCCAUGGCUGUUGUGCAGUCAGCUGCUGCCGUUGUUUCAAGCGCUGCGCAUGAAUGUAUCCCAUUUCGAAUGGCUCAUGCCUACUACUCGGUUGUCACCGUAUCACGUGUACUUCUUACAUCUCGCGACCAUCCAAGGGGGUGCUGCGACGGGACCAGUGUUUACCAAGUUGGCUGACUCGUUUUGUCGGCAAUGGGUGGCCCACGUAGUUGGAACCCACGGCCAGCCCGUGCUGGACGCGCUCACGACCACUCGUUUCUUUGGCUAUUCCAACGACGUCCGUACAAAUUCACAUGGCAACAUGACCAAUGAUGGUGGUGUUAGGAAUGGCGAAGUGUGUACCAUGCGUCGUGGACUCAAGUUCCGGCCACCAUCACGAGCGACGACGACGAAGAUGACAACUCUGCGACAACGUCGCUCCUGGUGUGGCUGCCGUGGUGCGCCACCCCCGCCGUCUCCCACGUGCUGUUUGAAGUCGCCACUUCCACCACGUUGUCACAGACGACGUCGUCUGCGGAUCUGCACGAACGUGUCCAGUCGCAUGUUCGGCACGAGCUCAAGCAGUGGAUAUUCACGUACAUGCACAGCAUCGUAACCGCCUUGUCGAGCCAUCGCGAUACGUCGUCGCCAGUGUCGUUUGGCCAAGCAUGUGCGCUGCAGUGCAUUUUCGAUGUGUACUUUGUCCGCGUCCUUGUGGGCGAGUCCGAGUUCCUGCGCUUCGGAUGGGGCGACCACGACGACAUGGCGCCGCUGCUGGCGUGGGUGGACCCGGUCGACUGGGAGCUCUUUGGCUCGGCCGUUGUCCUCCUUGUCAAGCGGCAGUACCACAUGACCCGCCUACUCUUUUCCGUGUUUCGAUCCAACGACGACGACAACUCGUUUGCCGACGCCGGCUUUGUCGUGUCGGACGCUGGCCUGACCAUGCUGGAAGUGGCGCCCCCCGUCCCCCGCUUCGCCCUCCUGCCCGUGCCCCCGCCCCAGCCCCUCAAGCGCGCGCAAUCGGCCACCCCGACGCCGUCGCAGCGCCUCCUCCUGCCUCCCCCCGUGAACGUGAAGGCGACCGACCCGACGUCGGGACAUGUGCCGCCGUCAACCAAGCGGGCCUCGUCGUCGAUCCAUCAGAUUUUGUCUUCGUCAACAUCCCUCCUCACCAGCAACGCGACGGCGGCGUCCGUAACGGCCACCGCCGCGUCUGCUGCCGCCAAAGGCAUGUCGCUGUUUUCGUCGGCGAGCUCAUAUUUAAGAGAGUAGAAGUAUUAGACGAUCUGCCUUGCAAUAAGUACACCGUAACCCCAUAAACAACAACAUACUAGUGGUACAA
Molecule: messenger RNA, 2868 nt
Organism: Aphanomyces astaci
Lineage: Eukaryota; Oomycota; Saprolegniomycetes; Saprolegniales; Verrucalvaceae
Exons: 5
Coding region: 31-2142 (703 amino acids)
Biological process (GO): intra-Golgi vesicle-mediated transport
Cellular component (GO): Golgi apparatus; COG complex
Source: RefSeq, a predicted model, not a curated record